Molecule: messenger RNA, 978 nt
Organism: Linum trigynum
Lineage: Eukaryota; Viridiplantae; Streptophyta; Magnoliopsida; Malpighiales; Linaceae
Source: the annotation of a GenBank genome assembly
CUCAAAGUCAUACUUCCCACAGUAGUGGCCCUUCAAUCUCGUGGAGUCAACUGUCUCAACCGAUGCCCUGUCUGCUGGAGACAUCGAGAAAACAUUGAACAUUUAUUCUUCAGAUGCCCCCCUAGCCACCAGAUUGUGGACUUUAGUGGGAUUGAGCAACUUUAUUGAGACCGCCCAGACUGUUAACUUUAGUCUACGGUGGCGACAGGUCAUGGUCUCCGAGACCUCCCAAUUCCACAUUCUCCAAUGCGUCUGUUUACUUUGGAGAAUCUGGAAGUCUAGAAAUAAAGUGACCUUCGAAUUUUUCCAACCCCAUGUCCGUUCCCUAGCCAGACAGUUCUACAACCAGGUACUCGAAUUCUCCAAUCUUCUUCCUCCUCCUCCGCCCCGCAGCUCUCUAAUCCCAAUUCAUCCUGCCACCACUUGGGUCCCCCAGGACCCACCAGAAGUCUUUUUGAAGAUCAACGUAGACGCAGCUGUUUGUGCCGCCAGUUGUUCGUCUGGGCUUGUUAUUCGUGGGUCAGACGGGCAUGUGGUGUUGGCGCUCGGGCUGCAGCUUCAAGGAAUAUCUAUCCUUAUCUGGCAGAGCUUCUAGCUUUUAGAGACGCCAUUUCCAUCGUAGCCUCAAGAUCCUUGACCCACGUGAUAGUCGAAGGUGAUUCCGAAGUGGUGGUCUACCAAGUCCGUCAAGAUGUCUUUGAAGUCUCAAUUGGUAUUCUGGUCUUACGAGAGUGUCUUCAGAUCCUUAGCUCUUUGUCUGUUUGUAUAGAGUUUAGGGCGGUACAUAUAUAAAUCCGCCAACAAUGCUGCCCAUAGAGUGGCGCGUAAAGCACUGGUUUAGUCUCGUGUAGAGCUAGAAUCUUUUGAUUUUUUGGGGUGGCUUCUUUAGAAUCUGUUAGGGGUCCUCGGUAGAAUUGUAAGUUAAACUAUUUUCUUCCAUUGAUAUCACUCAUAAAUUAAAAAAAAUGUUUUAAGAUU